AUGAACACCUCGCUGACUUUCGAAGUGCUGUUGUACUUAAACUCGUACUAUUUCGGCCUGUUUGCCGUUUGUGAGAUCGGGAUGAACGUGGUAAAGUACAUGAAUUUCCCCGAUUUGAAGCACUUUUCCACCGAUUUCGGUAUUCUGAUGGCUGUUUGCGUGAUUGAGCUGUUUCGGGUGAUUUUGGCAAGGAAGGGCAACCUGACCGAGAGAAAAUGGCCAGUUCUGGUCGCAAUUUUCCUGACGAUCCCUUCACUAGCUGGAGUUUUGUAUUUUAUGAUUUGGCAAAGCCAUGCUUUGAGAUUUGAGUACAUUAUUUGCGGCAUACAAGUCGGCCUACAAUUCGUCGAGAUUGUGACUGGAAUCUUGUGUCUUCUACCGUUCUGCAAAACCCCGGAGUAUUAUUAGAUAAUUUUUUGUACGAUAAUAAAGAAAUAAAAUAAAUGGAUCAAUAAUUUGAAA
Tribolium castaneum (red flour beetle) is the source of this 462-nucleotide messenger RNA. RefSeq names its product transmembrane protein 80. Bases 1 to 408 code for a protein of 135 amino acids. Gene Ontology annotation, biological process: non-motile cilium assembly. The transcript is spliced from 2 exons. The record is from RefSeq and is a predicted model, not a curated record. Gene Ontology annotation, cellular component: ciliary transition zone. Lineage: Eukaryota; Metazoa; Arthropoda; Insecta; Coleoptera; Tenebrionidae.